AUGGAGCGUACACUAUUUCUUCUUAAACCAGAUGUCGCAUUGAAAACAAAUGAAAUUAUAAGCCGUUUGAAGCAAGCUGGAUAUAAAAUUAUUCAGACUCGAUACAUUCAUCUUUCCGAGGAACAGGCAACUGAUUUUUAUCAGGAAGAGCUGGAAUCUCCCAACUUUGCUGACCAUCUUGCGUUUAUGAUAAGUGGUCCAGUUUCUGCAAUUCUUGCUCAAAAGUUUAGUCUUUUUCAAGAUAUCUCUGCGUUUGUAGGUCCCCAAAACCCUGAAGUCGGUCGUGCUCUCAAUCCGAAUUCUCUUAGAGCAGUGUAUGGACAGGAUGAGAUCCGCAACGCAGUUCACUUUAGCGAAAACGAGUAUGCUGCAGAACGAGAAAUACACUUCUUUUUUCCUGAAGGCACACUUGAUCCCAUUCCAUCCGCUGAUCGCACCAAGCUGUUUCUCGAAUCUGAUAUAUAUCCAAUACUACUUCAAGGACUGACAGAACUUUGUCGUGAAAAGCCAUCACAACCAGCUACAUGGCUUGGAGAAUGGCUUUUAGAAAACAACCCUCGAACUCCAAAGAUUGUUUUUGAGUAA
Molecule: messenger RNA, 585 nt
Organism: Batrachochytrium dendrobatidis JAM81
Lineage: Eukaryota; Fungi; Chytridiomycota; Chytridiomycetes; Rhizophydiales
Exons: 6
Coding region: 1-585 (194 amino acids)
Source: RefSeq, a predicted model, not a curated record